AUGAAGAGAUCCGCCACCUCCGUCUCUACAUCUGCCAGCGCAGGGAGCAACUGGAAAGCGCUGAAAAAGUCGCUAAACUCGGAUGCUUCCACCUCAUCCUCCUCUUGCCCUGCACGUCGUAAAGCCUCGUUCUCCUCCUCCACCAAGCCAAAAGGCAUGGCAAGGCCAAGAGGAUCAGAUCUCAACGCCGUUAGCAACGGUCAUACCGAUCGCAGUCGAACCUCGAGCCGCGCUGCAAAAACCUUACCAUGGUUUGCCGAAGACAUUUCACCCCAAGAUCUAGAGCUUGUCCGUUUAAGCGCAUCAGACAGAAUCACGCGCAGUGGGCAAUGGGAAGGUCUGAUUGAUUGCAAUCUCAAAAAGCAAAUCAUUCUUGGCGGUCUAGCCGAGGAGGCAGCUCCGGCUAAAAAGGAACCCGGUAACUACCUUGCCAUUGACUGUGAGAUGGUUGGAGUAGGCGAAAAAGGUUGCCAAUCUCUUUUGGCCCGUGUUUCCAUCGUCAAUUUCCACGGUGUUACCAUCUUGGAUCGAUUUGUUAGGCCCCAGGAAAAGGUCACCGACUACCGAACUUGGGUGUCAGGAGUUCGAGCCAGCGACCUGAAGAAUGCUCCUUCAUUCAGCGAGGUGCAGGGAGAAGUAGCCAAACUGAUCAAGGGUAAAGUUCUGGUGGGACAUGCUAUUCAAAACGAUCUUAAAGCUCUACUUGUUUCCCAUCCAAGAGCUUUGAUAAGGGAUACUGCCACUUUCCCACCACUGAGGGAUUUGGCAAAGACGAAAUAUCCAAGCCUUAAAAAGCUCGCCAAGUUGGUCCUGGGCAUAGAUAUUCAGACGCAGGGAGAAUCGCAUUCGUCUGUGGAAGAUGCUAGGGCAACAAUGGCAAUCUUUAGAAGUCAAAAGAGCAUGUGGGAUAAAACAUUGCGAAGCAAAGAUCACCAUGGAUUUGCGAUUGACGAGAUCGACGCAGUUGACAGUAGUAGUGCUGGCAGAUCAACGUCGAGAAGGAUGGGGAACAAGGUUUGCAAACCACGAGCGAACAGCAUAGCGAUAGGUCCUGUUUCUCCUACGUUGAGGAAGAGAAGUAUGUCUAGUUCCCCAGCAGCAGCAGCAGGAGCAGCAGCAGCAGGAGCAGCAGCAGGAGCAGCAGCAGGAGGAGGAGGUGGAGGUAGAGAAGGGGGAUUCCAGGAUACGCUCAAGCUGAAAGCUCGUAUGGCUGCCAAAGCUGAUUGGUGGAAGGAUCCCAUCUGA
Messenger RNA from Ustilago hordei, 1245 nucleotides. RefSeq lists its product as uncharacterized. NCBI's taxonomy places the organism in Eukaryota, Fungi, Basidiomycota, Ustilaginomycetes, Ustilaginales, Ustilaginaceae. Gene Ontology annotation, biological process: ribosomal large subunit assembly; rRNA processing. The record is from RefSeq and is a predicted model, not a curated record. The transcript has a single exon. Gene Ontology annotation, molecular function: nucleic acid binding; 3'-5' exonuclease activity. The coding region runs from base 1 to 1245 and encodes 414 amino acids. Gene Ontology annotation, cellular component: nucleus.